Hemibagrus wyckioides is the source of this 10026-nucleotide messenger RNA. Its product is annotated as RIMS-binding protein 2. The coding region runs from base 499 to 6561 and encodes 2020 amino acids. Gene Ontology annotation, biological process: neuromuscular synaptic transmission. The transcript is spliced from 33 exons. The record is from RefSeq and is a predicted model, not a curated record. Gene Ontology annotation, molecular function: protein binding. NCBI's taxonomy places the organism in Eukaryota, Metazoa, Chordata, Actinopteri, Siluriformes, Bagridae.
GGAACCCGCAUCUAACAGGAACAUAUUUAGAUGUCAUGAUGUUGCAGAUAGUUCCAGUGCUGCAUCCAUAGGACUGAACCUUUUCACCAACACACACGUAUCCUGACUUGGACUAAAUUGUCUUAAAGCGCAGGAAGCAACGUGACAUCACGUCAGUUUUCACGUGAGCACAUUUCUGCACAGUCGACCCUGUAAGAUUUACAGUUACGGUAUAAGAGACGAGCUGUUAGACAAGCUGACGUGAUGCAGUUCUUGCUGUUCUAUGAAUAAGCACCAGCUGGACCGCUUGCAUACUGUGACUGUGCAUUUUUGCUUUUCUACGUGAGUUAACUCGUCAGCUGAGCGUGUCAGCAUCGCAGCAUUGAUCGUCGCAAUCAUCUCGGUCUCAGCUGUGAAUGAAGCACCGACUCUGCCCUCCUGUUGCCUUGCUAUUUAAUGUGCUCUUUCUGUGGCAGUAUUCACCCUCCUGCUUUAUUCAGCGCACACUGAGAGGGAGCAAUGCAUGACCUGUGCACCACACCAGAAUCCACUGAAGCCUUGCAGCACUUCUCCUCAAUAACUGCCUCCAGUACGGGAGAACCUGAACCUCCGGCUGGACCAGAGCAUCCAGUACAAGAGAAGCCGGAAAAGGAGGAGGGAACGUCGAACACUGUGAACAUGGCAAACCUGGGCCAGGGUACCAUAACCAACGGCAUGCUCGGAAAACGUCACCAUUCUCUAUACGAGGAUUUUAACAGCCACAAAGGGCAAGGGUUCAGAAAGAACGGCACAGAUUACGACUGUCUAGUUCGACAGAACUCAGAGCUGCUGAGAGCGCUGGAGGAUCUGGAGAAGACCGUGUCCACGCUCCGAGAGGAGAACAGCCUCCUGCGUAAGAGCAGUUGUCCUGAGACGGAGGACAAGGUAAAGAGGCUGAGGAGGAAAAAUGCCGAGUUGGCCGUCAUCGCUAAGCGUCUGGAGGAGAGGGCACACAAACUGCAGGAGGCCAAUCUUAAAGUGGUGAAUGCCCCCAUCCCCAUGAAGCCCGGCACUGUAGAGCAGUACAAGAGAGCGUUUGCUAGGCAGCGGGCACGAGACCUGGCACAGCACGCAGACACACUCCUCUCCAAAGACAAGGAGAUUGCCGCACUGCAGCAUGAGUGCCGUCAGCUGAAGGCCAGGAUAGGACAGGAUAAACAGGCUGCUCCUGGUCCGGCAGGAGCGGCGGAGUUUGAGCGGUUGCUGAAGGAGUCUCAGAAGGAGGUGCUGCGUCUGCAGAGACAGCUCUCGGUCAGCUCGACCCGGGAUCAGAGCUCAACCGGAGAAGCCGAGAAAGAGCCAGAACAAAAAGAGGCACCCGCUGUAUGUGAAACCCCACAGCCUGUAGCUGAUGAAGUCCAUGUUAAGGGGAAGGAAACUCAUGGAGAAGAAAAGGAUGAGUCUAGCGCACAAGUAACUGCUGAGCAGGACAGCAGCUCCACCCAUCCAGAAGAACAGGCACAAAAGGAGCGUAUAGAGUUUCUGGAAAGUGAGCUGAGCAAGAAGAGAAAAGAAUGUGAGGGUCUCGAGCAUGAAGUAAGGAAGAGGCAGAAGAGAUGUCUCGAUUUGGAGAGCCAGCUUGAGGAUGAGCGCGGUCAAAAUGAGCGCUUAACAGAGGAGGCUGAACUCCUCAGGAGGAAGGCUCAGCUGCUUGAGCAGUCUCAGGUUGAGAAUGAGGAGCUGAGGGAGGAGCUCUCUGCAGUGAGCGCUCGGUAUAGUUCAGUUCUCGAGGAGAACCAGAGACUCCGUGCCAAGCUGGAGAACCUAGAGCAGGUCCUAAAGCAUAUGCGAGAGGUCGCAGAGCGCAGGCAGCAGCUGGAACUGGAACAUGAGCAGGCACUGGCUAUCCUCAAAUUCAAACAGGAUGAAAUCAAACGACUUCAGCGGGCUCAGUUGUUUGCUAAGAGGGAGCAUGAAGGAGUUGUGCAAAUGCUGGAGGGGUUGAUCCAGUUUGUAUUGCAGAGAGAGCUGUCAAAGGUACGGGAGCUGGAGCAGAAGUGCCGUAAUCAGAGCGAGCAGUUCAGUCUUCUCUCUCAGGAGCUGGACAAAUUCCGGCAGCAGGCUUCUAAGAUCGAUUUGUCAGCUCCUGGACUGCUGUGCUCCGGCCUCACGCAACUUCCCAACGGCCUCAGUCUGCCCACGGACACCGGCACUAGUGCCUCAUGGGAUGACAUCGCCUUCUGGAGUCUGGAGGGUAACGAGGCCCUGUGUGACGUCUCUGAGCAGGAUUUGGCUGCAGUGCUUCGGGCCGGCACGGCGUCAUACUCAGCAGGCCUGUCCCAGAGCGAGCGCUCGCCAGGCACCAAACACCGUGAGCUGCCCAGCCUGAACCCCAAAUCAGCCUCCUCCUCCAGCGCAUCUCCACCCAAAUCUGAAAACACACACCUGUCGCCGAAAUCUGCCGCAACCUCACGCAAAGCCAGCCCCACUCACGAGGUGGACACUGCCAGUGAGGUUGAGGAACUAGACAUCGACGUGUCCCCUGUUCCCUUCCCGGCCAGUCGAGGAGCUGCAAAGCUCCAGGUUUUUAUUGCCCGUUACAGCUACAACCCAUACGAUGGCCCAAAUGAUAAUCCAGAGGUAGAGCUGCCUCUCACAGCAGGGGAAUACAUCUAUGUGUACGGAGACAUGGACGAUGACGGCUUCUAUGAAGGUGAAUUGAUGGACGGCCGUCGAGGCCUCGUCCCAUCCAACUUUGUGGAGCGUGUCUCAGAUGAUGAGGCACAUGAAGCUGCCGACUUUUCCCACAACUCCUUCCUGGAAAGCAGCUUUCACAGCACCUCAGAGAGACCACAUCCCCACCAGCACCAUGUGCGCUUAGGCCUCAGCAUCACAGACCGGACAGAGGCCUCAACUACCAGUGACAUGAGCAAAACUGGCACUAUACCACUCGUUAAUGGCUUGGACAUGGAUCUGGACUUGGAGGAUGACACGGAGGCUCACAUCGUGCCUCAUCCUCACAAGCUGACUCUCAUCAAACAGCUAGCUAAGAGCAUAGUAUUGGGCUGGGAGGCACCCCCGGGAGGAGUGACAGUGCAGAGCUACAAUGUCUACGUGGACCAGGAGCUGCGUCUCAGUGUGCCCACGGGGAAUCCAACCAAGGCUGUGUUAGAGAGGAUGGAUACGGCUCAUAAGACUCACCGUGUGGCUGUGCAGAGUGUGAUGGAGCGUGGUACCUCAGACCUGUUACGUUGCUGCAUGCUGGUAGGGAAGGACGUUUGCGCGGCACCCACUGAGCUGCGGGUAGAACGCAUCAUGGCCACUUCAGCACGUCUUACCUGGCUUCCUAGCAACAGCAGUUAUGCACAUGCAGUCUCGUUGAAUGGUGAGCUGUGUGAGUUGGUGCAGGCUGGCAGAUAUUCACUGCGCCUUAGUGACCUUAUUCCUGGUCUGCACUAUCGUGUGGAGGUGGAGGCACAGCUGCCAUCAGAGAGGAGGGAGCGCAAGUGUGCUUUUACCUCUUUUACCACACUUACCGCAGGUCCUCCUGAUGCUCCUCUGGAUGUGCAGCUGGAGCAGGGACCAACCCCAGGGAUCGCUCAAAUCAGCUGGCUCCCAGUCACUAUUGAUGCUGCUGGGACUUCCAAUGGGGUCCGUGUCACCGGCUACACCAUCUAUGCUGACAAGAAGAAGAUGUUGGAGGUGUCCUCGCCCACAGCAGGCAGUGCUCUGAUUGGUCCUUCUCAGAUUGAAAUGCUUCGAGUGUCCCACGAGCUCACUGUUCGCACCAUGUCUCCUCAUGGUGAGUCAGCCGACUCAACGCCCGUGAAUGUGCCUGCCAAGCUGCCUUCCAUCAUGGCAGGUGCCUCCAUGCCUCCCUGCCAGUCUGUGCCAGCCCACGCCAGUGUCCUAACCGCCGGUGCCGCCAACAAGGAGCCCAGUGUCUGUGCCACCUCUCUGUCUGCUGCCAAAACGUCCACGAUGCCACUCAGCUCUAUAGUAGACGUAAAUCCUCCUUCUCCUAUCAGGGACGUCUAUGCCAACACACCCAAAGCUGCCACCAAUGAUGCCCCUCUACCUACUGCCUCAUACAUAGAGGCAUGGGCGAAUCCAGCUGUGGCUGCGCAGGAAACACAGCCACUUCCUAAUACCAGUGCCAACAUGCAGCAGGAAACUGUACCUGCACCAAAGGUUGUGCCCACUCCUGUGCCAGUCCCAGUACCCAUGCCCAAAGCCAGUGUGCUGGCACCUCCAGCACAGCCCAGUGUAGCCCUUACAACAACACUGGAGUCUAGUGGAGAUCAAGAGAGCCCUGGGCCAUUGCAACGCUCCAUCACUUCUGUCUCUGAUUUCCUGGAUGACCCCUUGCCACAGAAGUCAUCACCCACCCCCAGUAUGUCCCCCAAAGUCAUGGUCCCUGGGACAGAUCUUCUUGAUGUGCCUGAUACGCAUCCCCUGCGGCCACCUAACCCCUCACCCAUAGAGUCGGAGCCAGAGGGUGAGAGGGAGAACACUCGUUUGAUAUCCAUCGAAGAGUUCCUGCGGCCUGAACCUGUGCCCAGAACUAAGGUGUAUGCAGGAGGUCUGAUGGACCCUCCUCCUGACUAUCAUGUGGAGAGCAGCCGUUCAGACCUAUCUGAUAUUCUGGAGGAGGAGGAGGAAGAUCUGUACUCUGAGUCUGCCGCUGAUGCAACACCCAAGACCUACAACUCGGGGCCUGCAGGCAGGCUAGAGGGGUGGGAGGCUGACAGUGACGAGGAAGUCUUGGAGAAGAUCCUGAAACUCCAUCCCCAGGUGUUUGCUAAUAAACAGUUGUUCAGUAUCCCUGAGGUGACUGAGGAAGAGGACAAUAGUGAGUCAGAGCCUCACUCCAGGCUGUCUCCAACCAAAGGGCGCUUUCUGUGCCAGCCUGCCUCUGGAAAGUGUCAGCCAUGUGGGGACAAAGCAAAAAUAGCAAGGAACAGAGGGACCACACAGGGCCGGCCUCAACCAGGUGUGAAUUACAUCGACACGGUGGACACCACCAACUAUGAGGAUGAUGAAGGGGUGGACCUUGAUUCAGACAGCAGCCUGUAUGUUGGUCCCUACAGCAGGGAGGUGACACCGCGACGUUCUCACCGGGUACACAGAGAGCGUGACAGACUUCGCAGAGAAGCCCUACUUCGCAGCCACAUGACCUCCCACCUUACCACCUCAGGAGUGACAGGACAAGGGCCGUACAUGCUCAGUAGGACAGUUUGCCAUGUCAAAACACCUGCCGUGGAGAUAGAUGUGGAGUACGGGACAGAUAAUGAUGAUGAGGCAUCACAAUUGGACCCUGGAGAGGUUGUGGUGGAGCAGAUGAGCUCAGAAUGGUGGGUGGAGGGUGGAAACCAUGAUUACCACCACGCCUCAUCUUCACGACAGACCAAACAGGAUACACUUGACGUCAGGUCAUCUGGCCACCACCAAUGGGAGGCUGCAGGUCUAGCGGAUUCAAGAGCGGCCUGGUGCGACCCCAGAGACAUCAGCCCAAAAUUAAAUAGAUCAGAGACCAGAUCGCCCAGAGAUGUGGCAGAGGCACGGCCAAUUGGUGACAAUGAGAUACGGAUUUUCGUUGCCCUUUUUCCAUACGAUCCUUCAACCAUGUCACCCAAUCGCGAUGCAGCAGAGGAGGAGCUUCCCUUCAGGGAGGGCCAGAUCAUUAAGGUCUACGGUGAUAAGGACCCAGACGGGUUUUACCGAGGCGAGUCAGGUGGCCGUCAUGGUUAUGUGCCCUGUAACAUGGUCUCUGAGAUUCAGGUGGAUGAUGAGGAGACCAGAGAUCAGCUGCUACAGCAGGGCUUCCUGUCUACUGAGGCCUCUAUAGAGAAGAUGGGCACACGCUCACUCGCUCAGCUUCCGCACCGUCCGGCUCCACCACCCAAACCUAGACGCUCCAAGAAAGAACGAAGCAGAAUACAAGAAGUCUUUCCAAAGGUGGAAGCUACAGGAGUUUUAGAGGACAGUUCCAACACUGAUUCCUCCAAUCAAGAUAAUGCACGACACUCGGCCAUUGCCGUGGGAAACCCUGUACCUCGCAGGAUGGUGGCCAUCUUUGAUUACGACCCAAGAGAAAGCUCCCCAAAUGCUGACAUCGAGGCUGAGCUGGCUUUCAAUGCUGGAGACAUCAUCUACGUGUUUGGAGACAUGGAUGACGACGGCUUCUUUUUCGGGGAUUUAAACGGGCGCAAAGGUCUGGUACCUUCCAACUUCCUUCAGGUUUUUCCAGAGAACAGAGAUGAGUCAGUAGAACCUGAACACACUAUAGCCAACAUACGGAGAGACUCACAGGUGAGUCACGCUGCGUCUGUAGAGCAGACGGAGCCUCUAACAUCAAGUCCCCCAGACGAGCCCAGGACUGAGCCCAGUUCUCAACCUGAUCUGUACCAGAACCUGCUUCCAGACAAGCAGCCCGAACACCACCCAGCUCCAGCUCCAUGCUUAGGCCAUCCUCCCCCUGUCCUCCCUCCUCCAGAGGACCCUGCUGUCCCUGACACCUCUCCACCUGGCAAAAAGAAAAAAGGAUUCUUCUCUAAAGGAAAGAAGCUUUUCAAGAAGCUGGGCUCCAGCAAGAAGGAAUAAAAGCUAAAGACUGUGACUUUGACUAAUUCGCUGAUUGCACUUUCUUCAUGUCGAUGUUAAUUCAUCUGCAUGUGUUUGUGAUUUCAUGGAUAGAUUUAGACACAGAUGGCACUCUCUGUGACCGAUUGGUGCUCGUUUGUUUUUUGUUUGUUUUUUUUCCUCCAUUUGUCACCUUGAUAAAGGUGUGUUCUUGCUUUGCUUCGAAACUGUAUAGCUAUAAAAGCAUUCACAUCUUCAUCAGACUAGUAAAUGCACGAAAUAUUCCGAAAGCUAUGACGUGACAGCAAAUUAUAAACAGACACUGAAUCAACAGUAUUGGCUUUUGCAGUGAAAAUAGACUUUAGCUAAUGUCAGGAUUUAACUUUACAGUCUGGAUUUAGGAUAAUGCACACUAUUUUAGAUGUGCAGGGAAUAAACUUGGCCAAAAAGUCGCAGUAAUUUACACAGAAUAACCGUGUGAAUUACAUCUUGUGCAAAAUACAGAGAUGUAUACAGUUUACACUGACCAGGCAUAACAUUAUGACCACCUGCCUAAUAUUGUGUUGGUCCCCCUUUUGCUGCCCUGACCCAUCAUACACUGUGUAUUCUGACACCUUUCUAUCAGAAACAGCAUUAACUUCUUCAGCAAUUUGAGCAACAGUAGCUCGUCUGUUGGAUCGGAUCACAUGGGCCAGCCUUCACUCCCCACGUGCAUCAAUGAGCCUUGGCCGUCCAUGACCCUGUCGCCGGUUCAUCAUUGUCCCUUCCUUUUGAUAGAUACUGACCACUACAGACCGGGAACACCCCAACAAGAGCUGCAGUUUUGGAGAUGCUCUGAUCCAGUCGUCUAGCCAUCACAAUUUGGUCCUUCAUCAAACUCGCUCAAAUCCUUACACUCGCCCAUUUUUCCUGCUUCUAACACAUCAACUUUGAGGACAAAAUGUUCACCUGCUGCCUAAUAUAUCCCACCCACUAACAGGUGCCAUGAUGUGUUAUUCACUUCACCUCUCACUGGUCAUAAUGUUAUGCCUGAUCGGCGUAUAUAACUUUUGGGUGCAUUAAAUGUUUCUAGUAUGUUUAAUGGCAGCUAAAAAAUCAGUAAGAUGGUAAAGAAGGCUUCGACAGGUUUACCACAUUCCCUCCACAGUUUAUUCAUUAGACACUCUCCCCUAUCGUUUCUGAUAUUAACCACACGGUAAAUAGUUAUCUAAAAGACAUUCAAACGUUGUCUUGGUCAUCUUCCAAUUCUGAGGCUAUGAACAUCUCAGAGUUUAAUGUCAGAGCAUGUCUCAUAAUUACUGCGAUUCCCACGAACGCACUACAAGACCACAGGUAGUGACUUUUCUUUUUUUUUUUUGGCUCCCUGACUGGAAUCGUCACGUUGUCAUGGUGAAAACAUGAGAUCUGAUAAGAUUAUAUCAGGUGGAUGUGGGUUUUUGCAUUUUCAGCCUUUAAGGUUGCUGUUUGUGUAUUACAUGGCAAUAAGGUUCAGUCCUGUUAUAUACGGGCGUGUUGCGUAGGCUGCGGCGUCUCAGUGUGAAAAGGAUCACAUCACAGUGGGAAAGAGUAGCAUUUGCUCAGCUCUGCUGCUACGUGAACUAAAUACACGAGCUCCUUCAGUGUACAAGGUUCAGGAAGUCUCCUCUGGUCUGUUUUUUGCCUUGUUCAUUGGGACUCAAGUAGCACCAAAAGGUGUGUGCAUGUGUAAGAGUGUGUGUGUGUGUGUGUGUGUGAAACAGGGAAUUUCUGCCGUGUAAACUGAUAAUUAGUAUAAAAACACAAUUAUGCUAUACAGAGAUAGUGUCAUGUCCAAAUAUGCAGGAAUUAUUUAGCUCUACUUCCCGUAUGAUGUUUCCUGUGUCAUGAAGGUGUAAAGAAGGUGCGUGACUUAUAGCCAGAUCUUGCUCUCACAGGCUAGAAUAGCACUGCACAGUCAUGAGGUGAAAAUGGUGGCGUUAGCAUGCAAACCAGGACCAGUUUAAUACUAUUGCAAGCAAACACAAAGCCCGUGACCUGUGCUGCAGUGCAAUAUCAUUUAGAUAUUAGGAUUAGGACACAAAAAUGCUGACAUUAGUUAAUAUAAAGUUACAUGUCCAGGCUCUCGUACGGUGAGCUGAUGGACAAGGAGAAGAAAAAAAAAAAAACCCUUAUUACCUCAAGCUCACUUUGAAGGACGUUCACUAAUGUCUGAUUUUGCUGAUAUUUCAGCAAGGGCUCGUAUCUGUUUAUGCAAAUUUUUUUGCAGGAGGCCCAGAUUGUGCUGACCUAAACAGUGCAUCGUAGUUUUCAGUAAUCUGAUUCCGAUCAUUAGAGGAUGUUCAUUGUGUAAUCUGCCAUAGAGAGCAUGUUAUUAAGGAGUCUCUUAUAGGCUUCAGACAAGUUUUUCUUCAGACAGCGUGACCCAUGAUAUUAAAAUCAUGCUGAAAUUUCACAAUGUAAAACUGGCUGAACUGGCAGUUUCUAGUACAUGGUGGACCAGGACGUCACACGCUCUUGCCAAACCUUUUGGUGCUCUUUGUGUUGCUAUGACAGAGGAGAGAGCACAGGGGUCCAAGCACCUGAUGCACUCUGUAGCCCAAACGUCCAAGUCUAGCUCAAGUUCACUCUGGUUCCGAGGCUGAACCAAAAUAUAUUACUGAAUUAAAUUGUCAUCUUAAAUAUUUAUAACAAUAAAAAAUAAAAAUUAAAAAAACGCAGCCCUGAAAGAGGCACUGCACUUGUACAGUCAAACUAUUCCUCUCCGUAGCCUGUAGGUAAACUCUGGUUUCUAGGCGAGCGAUGGUCCCUAAGCUGUGCUAUAAUCCUAAAACUUGCUUUUUCGAACCAGCUACUAUAGUUCCGAAGCUUCGAGACCCAGUGCCGUCGCUAGCGCUAUGCUACGCUCUGCUAAUCCGCACCCACAGCUUAGACCACAGUAACUUUACUAGCCUUACGAGACCUUGUUUAGUCUUACUUCGAUGUUUACUUCUACUGACUGCAUGCAUGAAGGUGUCGCAACCCAGACACGGCCUUAUUUAUCGAUAUUUAAGUAUUUAUAACAUUACCUUGCAUUUCUUUACUUCUACAAUGUAUUUUGUAGGACUCUUUUCUUUUUUUCACUGGAUGCAGUGGAGGCCAAGCUGGAAGACAUCAGCUGAUACUUUGGUGUGUGUGUGUGUGUGUGUGUAUGAUGUACAGUGUUCAGGUCAACGGUUUGCACUUUGUGAUUUUGACGUAUGGUAUUUUCGAACAGGACGAGAAGCUUUAUUCUCUCAUCGAGUUUCUGCCAGUGUCACACGGAGAACAGGAACCUAUUUUGUAAAUCUGAUGUUUUGUAAUCAAUUUUUUCAAACUUGUAAAUAGGUCUUUUGUUUCCACAUUUUUCUUUUUCUUUUUUCUUUUUUGCAUGUUGAAGCGAGUGAUGACUAGUAAGAUCGUUAUUGGCCAUCGUCAUUUAGUCUGACCUUUUUACUGAAAUAAAAUCUAUUUUUACAGAAAAAUCUUAAA